AUGAGGCAGGAGGUUGGGACAGCUGUCGGUGAGGAAGGACUGGAGCGGCGAGGUGGGCGGGCAGUUGUGAGUUGCGUCAUCGGGCUGCUUGUCGAGAGUGUUACAUUGCCAGUGGGAGGACGGCACCUGCCGACCGUAGUGGCACUCCCGCCAGCCCUUGGUUUUGGAUGUGGCACGGCAGCAUUGGGCGUAGAGGAAGUAGAGCACACGGCACAGGCGGCAUACUAUCUCUCUCAGCAUAUCAAGCAGCUCUUCGGGGUCAGCCGGGUAGUACAGCUUAGCGCGGUUGUUGGCGAAGUCGACGGAGUAGGGGUAGGCGGCCAGGUCGAAGCCGCGUCCGUGGCCCUGUAUUGUGAUAAGCAGCGAGUUGGCGUGUGA
This is a messenger RNA of Babesia ovata, 378 nucleotides long. RefSeq names its product major Facilitator Superfamily protein, putative. Lineage: Eukaryota; Apicomplexa; Aconoidasida; Piroplasmida; Babesiidae. The transcript has a single exon. Bases 1 to 378 code for a protein of 125 amino acids. The record is from RefSeq and is a predicted model, not a curated record.